UGAAGUUUGUCAUCCUUUCUUCGUUGUCUAACCUAACCUAUUCUGCAGUCUGUCUGUUCUCUCAGAAAAAGGAAAACCCAAGGGAAAUCCAUAUAUGACCGAUGACGGUUAUUUGAAAAGUUGCAUCAGCCUUAUUGCACUAUUAACAUUCUAAUCUGCAGUUAGUUAUCAUUGCACGAUUCGAAGAAAUUCUUAAGUAAUCUCAUUCUACAUUGAAGUGUUAACGUGUUCACACAAUGUCUGGAGAAAACGCAAUACCUAUUUACACAUCGGAUUCCCGUGGCAAUGAUGAGACAGGAGACGGUACAGAAGGAAAACCCUUUAAAACAAUUCUUCAAGCUAUGCGAAAAGCCGGUGCUGAACCUUUUCCUGUAAUUUAUGUCGAUGGCAAAGAAGAUGCUCUCAAAUAUGAACCAGCUGCUAAAUCGCAGCUGAAAAAAAUACAGAAAAUGUGGGUUCGGGAAAACUACAAGCUGGCUGAGAAAUCUAACAAAGAGGAAGAAGAUGCUGAAAAGAGAGCAAAAAAUUUGGAAGAAGCCAAGAAAAUUGUUAUUACUGAGGAUAAAUCCUUGCCAGAGCCAAAACUUAUUAGAAUAUUUGAUGAAGAUGCUGAAAAGAGAGCAAAAAAUUUGGAAGAAGCCAAGAAAAUUGUUAUUACUAAGGAUAAAUCCUUGCCAGAGCCAAAACUUAUAAGAAUAUUUGAUGGAGAACAAUUCAGGGAACAAAAAGUGAAAAUUUGGACUCAUAGGAUAAGAAGACAAGGUAAAAACUUGAUGUUUGUGACACUUAGAGAUGGUACAGGAUUCUUGCAAUCUGUGUUGAAUGAUAAACUCUGUCAUACUUACGAAGCCCUGGUUUUACAAACGGAGUCCUCUAUAGUUCUGUAUGGAGUACUCAAAAAGUUGCCCGAGGGAAAAAGUGCUCCAGGUGGUCACGAGCUUAUUGUUGACUAUUGGGAAUUGAUUGGUUCGGCUCCAGCAGGCGGAGCUGAUUCGUUACUGAAUGAGCAGGCUCUUCCAGAUGUCCAAGCUGAAAAUCGGCAUAUAAUGAUAAGGGGAGAGAACACCUCCAAAGUUCUAAGGAUGAGAUCGGUGCUCUUACAAGCUUUCAGGGAACACUAUCUUGAUAGGGGUUACUGUGAAGUUACUCCACCAUCUAUAGUUCAAACACAAGUUGAAGGAGGAUCCACGCUUUUUAAAAUGGAUUAUUUUGGAGAGGAGGCUUACUUGACACAAAGUUCUCAGCUAUAUCUAGAAACAUGUUUAGCAUCUAUGGGGAAUGUAUACUGCAUCGCUGAAAGUUUUAGAGCAGAACAGAGUAGGACUCGGAGACAUUUAGCAGAAUACACCCAUGUUGAAGCUGAAUGUCCUUUCAUUACAUUCGACGAUCUCUUGAACCGACUGGAGGAUUUGAUUUGUGAUGUAGUAGACAGAGUUCUCAAAUCUCCUUUUGGCCACAUUGUUCACGAACUGAACCCCAACUUCCAAGUUCCUUCCAGACCAUUCCUGCGGAUGAACUAUUCAGAAGCCAUCGAGUAUUUGAAGGAAAACAACAUUACGAAAGAAGAUGGAACAUUUUAUGAGUUUGGAGAGGACAUUCCGGAGAUGCCCGAGAGGAAAAUGACUGAUAAAAUAAACAAACCCAUCAUGUUGUGUCGUUUCCCUGCCAAUAUCAAAUCGUUCUACAUGAGCAAAUGCCCCGAAGAUAACAGGCUCACUGAGAGUGUUGACGUACUACUUCCUAACGUUGGAGAAAUAGUCGGCGGAUCAAUGAGGAUAUGGGAUAUGGAAGAGUUGCUGGAAGGUUAUAAGAGGGAAGGAAUCGACCCUGCUCCCUAUUUCUGGUAUACUGACCAGAGGAAAUACGGAACCUGUCCACAUGGAGGUUAUGGUCUAGGUCUGGAACGAUUCGUCUGCUGGCUGCUGAACAGAUACCAUAUUAGGGAAGUGUGUCUCUAUCCUCGGUAUCUCAACCAUUGUAAACCGUAACUUUGGUGACGCGCAGAUUCACUGAGCAUUUAUUAAGGAACCGGCAUUUUUCUUUUUAUAAGUUAUACAGAGCUUUCUUAUUCUGUUGAACAAAGCAAAAAUAAAUGUUACAGCUAUA
Molecule: messenger RNA, 2106 nt
Organism: Leptinotarsa decemlineata (Colorado potato beetle)
Lineage: Eukaryota; Metazoa; Arthropoda; Insecta; Coleoptera; Chrysomelidae
Gene: AsnRS
Product: asparagine--tRNA ligase
Biological process (GO): asparaginyl-tRNA aminoacylation
Cellular component (GO): cytoplasm
Molecular function (GO): nucleic acid binding; asparagine-tRNA ligase activity; ATP binding
Source: RefSeq, a predicted model, not a curated record